GGCCCGAGCGGGCUCCAUCACCCAGCCCAGGAGUUUCCUUUGGCUCUGGCGCUGCGAGGAGGAUUUGGGAGAUUUGAGCUGAAGCAGAGCGAGGAUUAAUCAGGAUUAUUGAGAUAUUAGCUGGAAUAUUAACUGGUUUACAGGGGAUGAGGUCCCUAGGGCACAAAUAUCCAUCAGCCCCAAAUUAAAACUCUAAUGAGCUGGAAUAAGGUGUGAGGGUAAACUGAGGCACAGAUUAGAGCCAACCCUCGGCCUCCACGAGCCCCCCGCGGCUUUUCCGAGUUCACUUCGGAGCCGUCGCUCUCGCCCGUUUCGUUUCCUCCUUCGGAGGUUUCGCUUUUCGCUCAAAACCCGAAGGGGAAAUUCCCUCCCCCGAAUUUGCUGCUGCUCGACUUUCAGGCGGCCGCCACUCUCAGCUCGUCACCGCGGCCGCCAGCACGGUCCCCAGCACGGUAAAUCACUUCUGGGGGAAACAGAAGGAUUUUGGGGUCCGCUCCGGGCUGGGUGGUGGGGAUGGGAUUUUGGGUGCUCUGAACCGGCCCAGGCCCCCCCGCGCCGGGUUCUGCUCCUCGGAGACGCUCUGCCGACCCCGAAAAUGAGUUUUUGUGUCUCCAAAUUGCUGCUUUUAAUUGCAGUUUGGGAGGGCUUUUUUUUUGGGACAUAAAAAAAUGUCCUGCAGCUUCUUCCUGGUGACAGCAGUCUGGGGGAAAUGAGAAGGAGUCGAGACCCGAAAAACCCCAGCAGGGGUGGAAUAAAAUCCAUUACAAAAUCUUUCCAGGUUGUUAGGGAGUGACGGCUCCGUGUCGCACUCCAAUUAAUAAUUAAUUGGCGUCUUUAUAGACAACUCUCAGGCAAAACAAAACUUAAAUUAGAGGUGGAGUUGGCUGCCUUGGGGAGGCUGAAAAAUGUUUACUUUUAAAUUUUUAAGGAGUAGAGGAACCCAAAAAGUCAAAAUCAGGGUGAAGUUUCCUCUCGGUGUGGGGCGAGCACUGCAGUUCCCUGAGCUGGGAGCAAACCUUACCAUUGCCUCUGAGCUUUUCCUCGCUCCAGGUGCAUUUCCUUCAGGAUUUCUGCUCUUCUUCCCUCCCCGGGAAUCCACAGCGUCGGAGGCAGCUCCAUCCAACCUUCCAGCCAAACCCCUAAUUUGAGUUAGAGUUUAAAUUUAACGCCGAGCUGAAACUUGCAGCGCUGAGCUGAGCAAACCUGGAGGAGCUGACAGGAAGCCAGGAUGAUUUGCAUGAAGAUCUCACCAACCCUUCACAUCCCCUUUGCAGAUUGUUUGCAGAUUUGUGUCCAGCUUUGGGUUUAUUUAUUAUCUUUUAGCCCGGUAAUAAUUGGUGCAAGAUGGGAAAACUGGGAAGUUUAAUCCAUAAUACAGCUGUUAAAGAGGGGAGAAAUGUGGGGAACACAAUUUUCCUCCAUAAUGGCAAUAUUUGGUUAAUUGAUGCUGGGUGGUGUUUCCUGGGGUAUUUUUGGGAGGAGAAGAGGCUGAGCAGCUCAAAAAAAGGGAAUUGUGUCCCCACCUGUGGACAUCAUUCCUUGGAUGGGUUUGUAGUUGGGAGUUUUUUGCUUUUGUGCCCAAAGAAUUCCAUUAUUUGGUACUGAGUUGGAAAUACAACUUUUUCCAGGUAGAUUUUUUUUUUUACUAAAUGGGAUUUUCAGGUUGUUUGGAGCUCGUGGAAGCUGUGGGGGAGAGGUGGAAAAACCCAGCUUGGCUCCUCUUAGGAAGAACCUCUUCCCUUUUUUUUUUUUUUGUAUAUAUUACGAGAGAACUGGGGAUGCUUCUCUCUGUGCAGUCCCACACACCUGCAGCAGCUGGGAUCUGGAGCCUGCAGCACCUGAUCCUCCCCAUCCCACCAGCUCGGGAUGACCCUGGCAGCUCCUCCAUGCCCGUGGAUAACACCAGUCAUCAGUGGAUGAUUAUUAAUGUGGUAAUUAUUGCUAUUAGCAGGUGGCUGUUCCCUCUGCUGUCCCCUGGAGUGAUGGAGAUGGAGGAGGUGUUCCUGCAGCUCUGGGGGGAGGUGGCCAGGCUGCAGGAGCUGUGCUCGGAGCAGGGGAGGCUCCUCCAGAGGCUGAGGACCAGGAAGGGACCAGUCCUCGACAUCCCGGUGUCGCUGCCUAUCCAGUGCACGGAGGACGUGGUGCCAGGGGACGGGCAAAGGUCACCUGAGAGCGGCCAAAAACACCCAGGGGCUCUGACAUCCUCCACAUCCCCCCUGGAGGGCUCUGCUUGUCCCAUGGAACAUCCCCAGGCCACCAACAGGCUCCCCCCAGGCCCUGGGAAUGGCGUCAGAACCGGAGGAGCCGCAGCUUUUGGCAGCAGCGAGGGGGAGAAGGGAGAUGUGCCCACCUGGAUGAGAACCUGGAUCCUCCCUGUCCCCUGGGAAGGAGGAAGAGCCCCCUGCAGCCCUCGGGAGUUGGAGGCACUAAAUCCAGGGGCUGGGGGCUCCUUCCCAAAUCUUCUGGAUCUCUACAGAGCCCCAGAAGUGCUUGAGAGGGAAGAUGCUCCCAGGGAUGUGGCUCUCCCUGGGGAGGCUCUGGUGGAGAUCCGAGGGCCUGUGAAGACGUGCUGGACUCCAGGCUGGGUGCUGGAGGAGGAGAUGCUCAGGACCGACCCCACCCGUGAAGCUGCUCCAGCCUGUGACCUGUGCCGGGAGAUUUUCCCCUCGGAUGCAGCGGGACACGUGGAAUAUUUGAACCAUGUCUUGGCCCAUCUGGAGUAGGACUUGUAUUCCCAAUGGGAAAUCCAUGGAUUUGCACCACAGGACAGACUCUGCACAUUCCCAAGCUGGACUUGAUGGCCUUGGAGAGCUUUUCCAGCCCUGGGAUUCUGUGGCUGAUGAGGAUUCCGGGAUCCUCCUGCUGGUUUGGACUGGGAGCAGCUGCCACGUCCCCCAUCCUUCUCCAUGUAGAAUGAGCUCCCAGAUUUGGAUUAUCCUGGCUGUGUUUUGGGUUACUCAUCUCUGUGGAUGUUGAAGCCAAUCCUAUCCUGGGGUCUGGAGGUGCAACUCCUGGGAAAAGGGAAUUUCUCAAAAUUUGCCUUUGACACAGUGGAAAUGAAUCCUCCAUAAAUAGUCAGGGAUGUUUGGGAAGACACAUUGGCUUUCUCUGGGAGUUUGGAAGGUUGGGUGGGAGAAUCUCAAGGUUUUUGGGGUCACUAAGUAUUUUAAUUCAUUAACAGUAAUUUGAGAGUUUUA
Messenger RNA from Cyanistes caeruleus (blue tit), 3197 nucleotides. RefSeq lists its product as uncharacterized. Lineage: Eukaryota; Metazoa; Chordata; Aves; Passeriformes; Paridae. Gene Ontology annotation, biological process: negative regulation of canonical NF-kappaB signal transduction. The record is from RefSeq and is a predicted model, not a curated record.